AUGAAGUUGGUUGCGAGUGUCAAAGCCUCCUGGCAAACAUUGGUGGUGUUGCUAACACCGAUCGCCUUGUGUCCUUUGGUAUUUCCAUUUUCGGACACAUCAUUGGAGUCCAGAUGUGCUUGUCUGAUGGUACUGAUGGCCGUCUUCUGGAUCACAGAGUCGCUUCCCCUGCCGUUGACAUCGUUGCUUCCAAUAGCUUUGUGUCCGCUGCUAGGUAUUGCCUCUUCUAAGCAGAUGUGUGCCGUGUAUUUUGCGGAAACAACUUUCCUGGUGUUGGGAGGGUUCAUUGUUGCAAUUGCCAUAGAAGAAUGCCAACUUCACAAGAGGCUGGCUCUCAAAAUCUUGAUCAUCAUGGGCGUGGAGCCCCGGAGAUUGAUGCUGGGAGUGAUGCUGACCACAGCUUUCCUCUCCAUGUGGAUCAGCAACACGGCCACGACCGCCAUGAUGCUAACCAUUACCAGGGCACUGCUGCUGAAACUGCUCACGGCCUACAAGGCCACACAACGACGACUCACACUGGACACU
Molecule: messenger RNA, 525 nt
Organism: Candidula unifasciata
Lineage: Eukaryota; Metazoa; Mollusca; Gastropoda; Stylommatophora; Geomitridae
Source: the annotation of a GenBank genome assembly